Messenger RNA from Didymodactylos carnosus, 1521 nucleotides. The record is from the annotation of a GenBank genome assembly. NCBI's taxonomy places the organism in Eukaryota, Metazoa, Rotifera, Eurotatoria, Philodinida, Philodinidae.
AUGCAACGCGACAAACGCGAGAUUGGCGCAAGCACCGCGAAAAAACGCGAAUUUAGCUUUAAAGUAUCGCGCGAAACUCUAUUGGUAUUUGGGUUUGCACCUCCACCUGCGUCACAUUUAGCCUAUUUUGAAGACAUCGUACGUAAAACAAAAAUAUCGAGAAAUAUAACAAACACUGAAACGUUAGCGAAAGUCUAUCGGAAAAUUCCCUUAACGGCAUCAGAAUUAGCUAAAUGUAAUGGAGGAGAGUGGGCUGCAACAACAAGAAAUUUAUUCAAUUCGUGUUUUCCUAAUAUUGAUUGGUUUACGUUCAAUUACCAACAAAUAGCUAAAUCAAAUCCAGCUCUUAUUGACGAAUUAUUUAAAUAUGUGGGAGAGAUACAUGAGAAUGAAUCGUUCGACCGUAUAAAAUUUAAUUCUGUCAUUGGUAAUCAUAUCCGAAAUACACGUGGCACUCUUAAAAGACAAGAAGAUAAGAAAGCCGGUGUUUUUGCCAAAAACCGUGAGAAAAAACCCGCAGAUGAAUAUGAUGAACUGAGCAACACCAUGAAAACUGGAAUUAAUGCUAGAAAAAAGCUAGGACUACGAAUAACGGAUAGUUCAAAGACUCUUCAAGUAUUUCGAGCAAUAGAAAAUUGCGAUGUAAUACAAGAAAGAAAAAAUGGUGAAACUUUGGAUGCUAAUGACUCUGAUCCAGAGUAUGAAACAACCGUUAAUCGAAGGCGACGAGCUAUUCAAGUUCGACAAAACAGACCCACGUUGGUUGAUUUACGAUACGGCAGCAGUUUGACAAAUCAUCACCAAAAUCCUGUUCAUGUAUCCUCUCAACAUCAUCAAUUAACAGAUCAAUUGAGCGUGAAAAACAUUUUAGCCGAACCUGUCAUUAGACCACUAACCGACACGAACUGCCAUCUUCACUCAAAUGAUAAUGUUUGUCGUCGUCGAAUUCCUAGUCAACAAGACUGGGCAGCAGCAUUAAUGAUAUUCAAAGUGCGUCGUUCACAAAAUAAUGAAGACAUUAAUCUAAUUUGUGAUAUGCUUCGUUUUCAACCUGUUGAUUUUUAUAUGAAUGUGCCAACCAAUUGGGUGGGAGUAAAAUGUCAAUUAGCAGACAAGAAUUCAACAGCACCAUAUACUAUCCAUUUUUAUUGUACAAACUGUGACAAUAUGAUAUCCGCAAAAAAAUGCACAUGUAGUAAAUCUACAGUUACAGAGUUAUGCUGUCUACCUAUAAGCGAGCAAAUUCAACAAAUUCUAUUAAUUCAAGGCACAUACACAAGGGUUGGUAUAUGGCCAUUUUUAUUUGCCAUCAAUGAAAUACCGUUAACCAAACGUUAUCUGUUACGAAAUAUCAUUAUACCGGCAAUCUGGUCAGCUGCAAAACUACCGACUACUAUGCAAAUACAAGCGUCUAUCAAGAUUAUUGUUAAGGAACUGUCAGAACUAGAAAGAGGAUAUAAUUUUUUCAUUCCAGAAUUGAAUGAAAUUAAAAAGCUACAUUUCUUCACUAUUAUUUCCAAC